Penaeus chinensis is the source of this 4050-nucleotide messenger RNA. Its product is annotated as autophagy-related protein 23-like. Gene Ontology annotation, biological process: chromosome segregation; mitotic cell cycle; kinetochore assembly. Bases 148 to 3864 code for a protein of 1238 amino acids. The record is from RefSeq and is a predicted model, not a curated record. Lineage: Eukaryota; Metazoa; Arthropoda; Malacostraca; Decapoda; Penaeidae. Gene Ontology annotation, cellular component: kinetochore. The transcript has 3 exons. Gene Ontology annotation, molecular function: DNA binding; protein heterodimerization activity.
GAUCCUUAGUACUACCAAGGUCCGCCAUCUUGGACCGAAGAGGCAACCGCGGGUAAUUUUGAUAUAACGACGAUUCAAAACCGUAUUCUGUAUUGGGGGUUUUCUCCCUCGUCGCUACAUCUACUUUGGUCACAAAAACCGCAGUCCAUGGACUCAUCACUUCAGCAUGAGUUGGACGAGACGACCCCCAGGACAUCCCUGCGGCAACAGCUCAAGGUCCUCCCACCACAGGAGACACCUGUUGUCCUCAAGGAGGGACGCCGAGAGAGGCAGGCCAAAAGGAAGGAUGCUGCCUCCCCUUCAGAAGUUUCUCCCAAGCGGGCUAAAGGUAAUACUGAGGCCACAAACCUGCACACGCAGGUCCUUCGCCAACGACUGCAGCUCUCCAGGCGGUCACUGGACCAAUCCCUCAAUGUGAGCAAUAUCAAAGGAGCCAACCAGACCUAUGCAGACCUGAGCAUUUCAGACAGUGGAGACUCUUUCAUCAAUAAGAGCAUUGAUCUGGAAACAGCUGCCAGGUUCCGCAAGAAGAGAACCAGAACCCUGAAGUCAGCAUCUCAGCCAGAGUUGCCAUCUGAUGCCCUUAUGAAGAAAACCAGUUCUACAAAUCAGUCGCUCAGGAGUCUUAGGUCAAGCACAAGCUUAGCCAGUCAGACAUAUGCUGACCUGAGUCUCUCAGCCAAUAGUGAUGAGUCUUCUCUGAGUGAGAGCAUUAACCUAGAGAAAGCCACCCGGUUCCGUAAGAAGAGAAGCAAGCCUCUGGAGUCUGCAUCCCAGCCAGAAUUGUCCUCCAAUGUUGUUGCCAAGAAGCCUGCCAUAGGAAAGAAGGCAGGAGGGAAGAUGGAGUCAAGUGUUUUCCUCCAUAGUGAUAAAACCUACGGGGACAUUAGUGAUAGCCUACUAGAGUCUUCCAAUGACAGCAUCAACCUUGAAGCUGCUAGGAAAAUGCGCCACCCUAGCAGGAGAGAGAAGGUGGUCCUCUCCCAGCCUGACCCAAAUUUACCCCCUCUCAUAACACCAAAGAAGGGAAAAAGCUCUUCAUAUAAAAAUAAGUCACCCAAAUGGAAGUCACCAGAAGGUUUUGCCUCCCCUAAAGGGAAAGCAGAAGAAAAAAUGCUAGAUUCACCUGUAGCAAUACCAUCAACCCAGCCAGCUUCCCACCUAGACAAUACCUACGACAUAGACAAUGCUGAUGAGAGCCUAGAAGAUGUAAAGGCGGCAACUAGGCGGAGGUUUGGGCGUAAAGCACCACCUGUGGAGUUAAAUUUGACUGAACUCAUGAAGAAUUUGAAGAAGUCAGAACUGGAGACAGUAGAGGAUGAGGCUGAGGAGAAAGAGAGGGAAGAGAAACAGCCAUUAGAAACUGAGAGCACAGCUUUACAAGAAGAGGAAGACAUGGAGGAUGAGGCUAGCCAGAUAAUGCUUACUUUGGAUUCUAGUAGUGAGAAAAGUAAUGAUAGUCAAGCCUCUCAGGACAUCAGGGUGAUCCCAGAAACCCAGGAUGAUGAUGCUAUUCUAAUUCCUGAGACCCAGGAGUCAGUGAGGGAGGGCCAAGGAGUUGAUACACCUAACAGUUAUUCAUCUAACACUGAGGACCUGCAUGAAGACCUGGCAGAGGGAGGGGUGACAACCAUCCCAGAAACUCAAGAGAGUAAUGCCAGUGCAGGAGCUCAUUCAACAACCAAGGAACUAAUUGAGAAAGAAGAAGAAUAUCCAGACCAGCUAUCUCCCCCACUAAGCUUCCGUGACAUAGAUGAGGAGAACCAAAACAGUGAGCCAUCGGAGAUUGAUCAUACAAGCUUUAUUAUUGAUAGUGAUGAUGACAAAGAUAAGGAAGUAGAGAGUAACAUAUCUGCAGCUGUUUCUACUCUUGAAGGAUCUCCUGAUCAUAAUAAAAGUUCUGCUAGGGUCCCAGAUACGGCUUCGUCUCCACUGCAGAAAAGCAUGAGAAUGCAUGUGGAUAAAACAGAUUCUCCUCAGAAAUCUUUAGAAACAGAGGCCAGAUUGUCUGAGACGAGCUUGGGAUCUCAGGUUCAGACUGAGAGCAAAAAGAAUGAUCCUCGGGCUCAUUCUUUCAUUGGGGAGACUGUAGGGGAUCGUUCUUCACCAAGGAGUGGAAGGAAAAGUUUACCUGCUUCAUUUCCAGGGAGACUCGCAGGGAUGGGCUCUGAUAGCAAAAGUCCGAGGAAAAGUGUUGGGAUGCUCUUUGUGAAAGACAAUUUAGAUAAAGAUUUGCAAUUUGACAGUCCACGGAAAAAUUUUGAGAUGAAAGAUGCUCAGGUGAAACUAACAAGACUAGAUGAAAGUCAGACCACAAAUCUUUCUCCAGAUGGAUUAUCUAGUCUCAAAACACAGUCCCCUUCAGAGCACAUCCUAAGGAGAACCCCUCGAAAGAAGAGCAAAGAGUUGCCACUUCCAGGCUCCCCUCAGCCAAAUGAUGUAACCUUAGGUGAGAAAAAAGUACUUGAAGAAGGGAGAUCAAAGAUGGCUGCUCAAAGGGCUAGGAUGCACACAGUCACCAUUGAAGCUGAAGUCCACCCAGAAGAAGCCAUUAAAGCAGCUACAAGAGCCUCUCCAAGGAUGUUACCUGUUGCAGAUUCACAUGAAGAGCAGGAGUCCAUAGGAAGCAUCAAUGUAGAACUUCAGGAGGGCUUGGCAAGUCCCAAGUCAAAGGCAAAGAGUAGAUCACCAGUACUAAUUCAGAAUACUGAUGCAGGGGAUGUUCCUGCAGAGGCAGACAUUGAAGAGUUUGAUGGGGCUACAUCCAUUGCAGACAACAACAGCAAAGAAGGUGAUGACCCAAUGAUAUUAAAGAAAGAUCUGCUAGCAAAUGUGGAGACUAGACUGGCUUCACCCCAAGGAAGAGAAAAGGCUGAGGCUGAGGCAGAGGCAACUUAUGAUAGGUCAGUAAGAGAGAUGUCUAGUCAAAGCACACCCAACAGAAGGGAAGAGGCAACAGAGGCAGCUGCUUCUGAUGACACUGUAGAAGAAUUGAUAGGAAAGGAGGGUCAGACUCAAAAGGGAUAUGUGAAAGAAAUUGUGGCAACAUCAGAUCUCGCCCUAGCAGCCACAGCAAGCCAGACAGAUGAGAGUGAUGAAGAAGAAGAAUUCCUGUUGCCAACACUUCUCAGAAGAAAAAGUGUGAUGCCAGAAGUGAAAGCAAAGAUGCCAGAUGAGAGUUUAGAUGCAUCUAAGGAUAUUGGAGAAUAUGGGGAGGUCUCCUUAAUGGAGCAAGAUCUAGAUGACUCCCAGGCUGCUAUGAACAAGCAGGUGCAGAAGACAUCAAUGGCUAAUGAGAGCACAUCCAGCACCCGCAAGGCCACACUAGCCAGCGUUGCCUCUAACCCAAAGCAGAUGACAAUGAAGGAGUUCUUGCAGAAGUUGGCAGAAAAGCCAAUGCAGGCCCCAGUCCCCACUAGGCAAGAAGGUCCACGUCUAGCUUCUCUCCUGAAGUAUGACAAGCCUCAGACACCCAGGAAAGUUGGCCUCAGACGCCCCAAGGCUGAAAAGAACUCAAAGAAGGAGCUCCCAAAGAGACUCUCUAAAGCUGCAACUAAAGAACUGUUCUCACACUUUGCUAAAUGCAGGCUCAAUCCUGAUGGCUUAGACCAGCUGCUAAGGGUGAGUGAAGAGUAUUGGAAGAACUGCUGCUCAGACCUGGCAAACUUUGUGGCAGCAAGAGGGGGAGUAAAAGAAGUACAGGUCAAGGAUGUGAAGAAGCUGAUGAAACGUCAGGGACUUGUGUCUUCAGAAGAGGACUUACAGGUCCUAGUUCAGAAGUACCUUCCUGCUGAGGAGUGGAACCGCCUUAUCCCAACGGCAUAUGCAAAGGGGAACAUAUACCCACUCCCUCCUGAUUCGUAGGUGGGACAUUCACAUAAAAGAAACUGCCACAGACACAAGAAGUACCUGAAAUCGAGCAAAACAUUAUGAUUAUAUCUUGCAAGAAGUUGGAAAACAAAGUAAAAAGAAUUGCUCCCAUGUAACUUAAGUUUUGAAGCACUUAGUCAACAAAGGAUAUUAAAAGUUCUGGGGGAAAAAAAAAAAAAA